GUAUGUGCUAGAUUUCAGGCAAGUCCUAAGGAAAGUCACUUAAAUGCAUCUAAAAAGAUCCUUAGAUAUCUCAAAGGUACGCAAAGUGUUGGACUUUGGUAUUCGAAAGGUGGAUCUUUCGAACUUAUGGGUUAUUCAGAUGCGGACUUUGCCGGUUGUAAGAUAGAUCGAAAGAGCACAUCAGGGACAUGUCAGUUUCUAGGUGGAAGACUUGUCUCAUGGUUUAGCAAGAAACAACAUUCGAUAGCUACAAGCACUGCUGAGGCAGAAUAUGUAGCAGCUGGAAGUUGUUGUGCUCAGAUCUUAUGGAUGAAGCAACAGCUAAUGGAUUAUGGUGUUGAGUGUAAGGAGGUUAAAAUUAUGUGUGACAAUACAAGUGCUAUUGCCAUCACCCACAACCCAGUGUUACACUCCAGAACAAAGCAUAUUGAUAUUAAGUAUCACUUCAUCCGAGACCACGUUGAGAAAAAGGACAUCACUUUGGAAUAUGUUGCAACGGAGGAGCAACUAGCAGAUAUUUUCACAAAAGCGUUAUGUGAAAAUAGAUUCUCU
Ipomoea triloba (trilobed morning glory) is the source of this 552-nucleotide messenger RNA. Its product is annotated as secreted RxLR effector protein 161-like. NCBI's taxonomy places the organism in Eukaryota, Viridiplantae, Streptophyta, Magnoliopsida, Solanales, Convolvulaceae. The transcript has a single exon. The record is from RefSeq and is a predicted model, not a curated record. The annotation marks the transcript as partial.